Messenger RNA from Funneliformis caledonium, 204 nucleotides. NCBI's taxonomy places the organism in Eukaryota, Fungi, Glomeromycota, Glomeromycetes, Glomerales, Glomeraceae. The record is from the annotation of a GenBank genome assembly.
AACACUAAUACUAUAGAAGUUAAUUCCUUCGUAAAAAGUUUAACUAAAAAUGCUAAUAAAGAAAAAAUUAAAGCAGAUGAAACUGCUAAUUUACCUCUUAAAGAAAAUAUAAUAAACAUUGAUGAUUUAUUAAACAUAUCAGAAAAUAUUAUUGACAAUACUUUUAUUACAUUUGCUGCACCUAUUCUUAACGCUAAGAAAUAA